Chionomys nivalis (European snow vole) is the source of this 1001-nucleotide messenger RNA. RefSeq names its product vomeronasal type-1 receptor 3-like. Gene Ontology annotation, molecular function: pheromone receptor activity. Lineage: Eukaryota; Metazoa; Chordata; Mammalia; Rodentia; Cricetidae. Gene Ontology annotation, biological process: G protein-coupled receptor signaling pathway. The record is from RefSeq and is a predicted model, not a curated record. The transcript has a single exon. Gene Ontology annotation, cellular component: membrane. Bases 105 to 1001 code for a protein of 298 amino acids.
UGCACACUAGAAAAUGCUAUUGUGAAAGGUGUGCUUUUCAGGUUCAUGUCUAACAUUUCUGAUGCUUUCUUGAAAAAUGUUUGCAGCAGUUUUUCUACCUGAAAAUGGUUUUGAAUUUGAUAAAAGAAACUAUUUUCCUCUUAAUGACGAUGGUUGGCACUCUGGGGAAUAUUUUCGUUUCUGUGAAUUAUAUGGUCCGUUGGUGGGAAGGCCCUGAGAAGAAACCCAUACACCUUAUUCUUAUCCACUUGGCUUUUACAAACAUCAUAAUCCUUCUUGCAAGAGGAUUGCCAGCGCCAAUAGCAGUUUUUGGUUUAAUAAACUUCCUAGAUGACAUAGGAUGUAAGAUUUUCAUUUAUCUGCAGAGGGUGGCCCGUGGGGUCUCCAUCUGCACCAGCAGUCUCCUCACUGUGGUCCAGGCCAUCAUCAUCAGUCCCAGAGCAUCUGGGUGGAGGAGGCUCAGACCAAAGUCUGCAUGGCACAUCCUUCCAUUCUUUUCAUUCUUUUGGAUACUCAAUGCUUUAAUAGGUAUGAACCUAAUCCAUUCCAUCACAAGUACAAGCCUGAAUAUAUCAGAGCUUAAGAAUGGUGACAACUACUGUCAUUUUAUGCUAGAAAGUCAGAAAACAAAAUGGAUUGUUCUCCCUCUCAUGGCCCUGAGAGAUGCCGUGUUUCAGGGAGCCAUGGGAGGGGCCAGUGGCUACAUGAUAUUUCUUCUCCACAAGCACCACCAGCAUGUCCUCUACCUUCAGAACUCCAAGCUUCUCUACAGAACUCCCCCUGAACUGAGAGCUGCUCAGAGUGUCCUCCUUCUGAUGCUCUGUUUUGUUUUCUUCUAUUGGGCUGACUGUACAUUUUCUCUAUUUUUAAGUCUCUCAUUAGUGGGCAAUUAUUGGGUAAUAAACACUCAAAAAUUUCUUGCUCUUGGUUAUGCAAUUUUUAGCCCUGUUGUGUUAAUUCACAGAGAUGGACUUCUGUCUGAGUGUUGGCAUGUUCAGUGA